AUGUCUGAGUUUUUGAACGAGAAUCCUGAUAUACUGGAGGAGAACCAACUUCCCACCAGAAAAGAAGAUAGUAUUAAAGACCUUUUGUUGGGCGGGUUCAGCAAUGAAACUACAUUGGAGAGGAGGAGGCUUUUGCUGGAAAUAGACCAUUCUUUGAAGUCCCAGGUAUUGCAAGAUAUAGAGGUUUUAGACAAGCUUCUUUCCAUUCGAACUCCACCAGAAUUGACGUCUGAUGAAGAUAGUUUGCCAGCAGAAAGCGAGGAGGAAUCCAUGGCAGGUCAAAGAAAGGAGGAAGAAGAACCUGAUCUCAUUGAUGCUCAAGAAAUAUAUGAUUUGAUAGCUCAUAUUUCUGAUCCUGAGCACCCGUUAAGUCUGGGACAACUCUCUGUCGUAAAUUUGGAAGACAUUGAGGUUCAUGAUUCAGGUAACCAGGACGAGAUGGCUGAGGUCGUGAUCAAAAUAACACCAACAAUUACGCAUUGUUCUUUAGCAACGUUGAUUGGUCUGGGGAUACGAGUCAGGUUGGAAAGGUCUCUCCCCCCAAGGUUUAGAAUUACUAUUUUGUUGAAGAAAGGUACUCAUGAUAGUGAAAAUCAGGUAAAUAAACAGCUAAAUGAUAAAGAACGUGUGGCAGCUGCAUGUGAGAAUGAGCAAUUAUUGGGUGUGGUCUCUAAGAUGUUGGUGACUUGCAAGUAA
Saccharomyces paradoxus is the source of this 696-nucleotide messenger RNA. RefSeq names its product iron-sulfur cluster assembly protein CIA2 (gene CIA2). The coding region runs from base 1 to 696 and encodes 231 amino acids. The record is from RefSeq and is a predicted model, not a curated record. Lineage: Eukaryota; Fungi; Ascomycota; Saccharomycetes; Saccharomycetales; Saccharomycetaceae. The transcript has a single exon. Gene Ontology annotation, biological process: iron-sulfur cluster assembly.